GGAAUACAAUGUCACAAAGGUGUGUUGGAACCUGGCACAUUCGCCCUACACCUGCCGAGUUUGAAGGGAGACCCGAUCUGAAGAAAACAUGGACCGGGCCUAUAAGCAGCGAGAUGUAUGGAAAGGGGUUGAAGGAUCUGUGUAACAAGACAGAGGAAAACCUCACCAGGCUUUCUCAACAAAUGAAAAAAAUGGAUCCAUGCAUUGAUUAUGGCAUAAAACAUUGGCAUCCAAACGCAAGACCUGUGUCAGCAAAACCACAGCAAAUUGAAAGACCCAAGACACCAGGUAGAUGGAAAAGUGUAGAAGUUAUGUUCACAGAUAACAAAGUACUAGAUUCUCUUGGAACCCAUGUAAAUGUGGACAGAGAUACUUAUGUGGAUCCACCUGCCAAAAAAAGUUUUUGCUACCUGUGUACAACAUUAGAAGAACAUGAGAGACAUAUGUUACAACAUAGGCCAAAGAGAAGACCAAAGUCGGCCAAACCUAGGAUAGAAUAUAUUGCCCCUAUACCAAGACAAAAGGUGAAACACAGUGAUGAUGAAGAGAUUGUUGUCAGAGAGAGACUGUAUAAAGUAGAGGUGUUCACGUCAGAUAAAAUGAACGCAGGAACCAACGCAAACGUAUUUGUAACAAUUAAAGGCAGCCAAGAGAUGUUGCCACGUACACAGCUUAAGAAGAAUAGAGGCUGUUCCCAGCUUUGUUUUAUGAGAGCUUCUAAAGAAGUGUUUCAUGUAAAAGGACCAUUUCUUGGAAAUCUAGAAAUUCUUACAAUAGAGCAUGAUGGUGUAAAGAAAAAUCAAGCCUGGCAUUUAGAUCAUAUUGAGGUGACAGACGUGAAGGUCAUGAUGACGUGGGUAUUUCACUGUGGUGAAUGGAUCUCGAUAUUUGAGAAACCAUUCUACAGUAAUAAACUUGACCUACAAGCACAACAGAAAGAAACCCCAUUAACAGACUACACAAUAGAAGUGCAUACUGGGAAGCAGAAAAUGGCCGGCACUGAUUCAAACAUCUUUCUAACAUUGAUGGGUCAGCACGGCAGUAGCAAGAAAAUACAUCUUGUUGACCCAUCAUCUGAUAAAAAACUGUUUGAAAGAAAUAGUGUCGACACAUUUAGAAUACGUAUACAUGGUGUCGGGGAGUUGAGGAGAGUUAGAAUAGAGCAUGACGGGAAAGGUUUCGCUUCCGGAUGGUUUCUAGAAAAGAUAAUCAUUAAAGACAGUGAACGUCCUAAAGACACAUUUUACUUCACAUAUGGAGGUUGGAUAGCUCAAGAUGAGGGAGAUGGUAAACUAUGGAGGGAAAUUAGGGCCAAAAAACAACUCAGCAAAGAAAUUAACUCAGAAACGUACAAAGACAGGAAAAUAAAAAACAAGUCAUUUGGACCAGGUACGGAGACUCGAUAUCAGAUCACCGUGAAGACUGGCGAUGUACGAUACGCUGGCACAGAUGCUAACGUCUUUAUACAACUGGCCGGUGAGAAAGGCAUCACCAAAAAACUCAAGUUAGAUGACGCAAAGAAUAAUUUUGAGAGGAACAUGGUUGACAAUUUUGAUUUGAGAGCUAUUAAUGUUGGAGCAAUGAAGCAUAUUGUGAUCGGACAUGACAACUUUGGUCCAGGGGCCGGCUGGUUUCUAGAUAAUGUGACUGUAAGAAGAUAUAUCCCCAAAGAUGAGGCCAGGGAGAGACUUCAUAAGAUCAAGAAAAAAUUGAAGCAUGAAAAAAAGAAAAACAAGAAAGACCGAAAGUAUGAUUCUGAUGAUGAACUGGAGUCUGAUACUGAUGAUGAAGAUAUUGAUGGAAAAUCAUCUAAAAAGAAGCAAAAGAAUAAAAAGAAGGAAAAAGAUAGGAGUAAAGAUAGGAAAGGAAGUAGGAAAGAAAAGCGAGACAUAUUUUCGGUUUCAAGUGAUUCUGAAAAUUGUUCAGAAGAAGAUUCAGAUAAAGAAAAACGCUCAGGACUACCACGCAGACCUGGUUCCGCUAUGAGAAGACCAGGAUCGGCACUACGCAGAGACUAUCGUGAUCGUGAUAGUUCGGACCGGGAAAGCUCAGUUUCGAGACGAUCUGGCUCAAGUCGAAGUAGAGAUAAAGAUAGUAAAGACAAAGACAGAUACAAAAAAGACAAAAAAUCUCGAAGUGAAUCUAAUAAAAGAAAUGACAGUGAUUCUGAUGAAAGUGAUGAGAAUGGUAGAAAAUCGAAAUCUCCGGUUUUCAAUCGAUCUGGUCGUAGGAUUAGUACCAGUGCUUCUAGUCUUAAACGUCAGGAAAGUUUAAAUCGUAAAGGAAAGUCAAAAACUGGUGACUAUGAUGAUGAUGAUUUGGAUGAAUUAAAAGUUCCUCUUUACGAAGAAUGUUUCUUUGAAUGUAACAAGUGGUUUGCAGCAGAUGAAGAUGAUGGUCUAUCUGUUAGAGAAUUGACAGUGACAAGAAAACAAACAUUCUACAAGGAAAAGCCGAUGCAUUAGAAUGUUUUGGUGACUAGUUACAAACAUGUAUAUAUCAAUCAAAAGAGGUGAUUCUGUCUGAUAUUUGUCCAUAUCACAUGAAAUCCAUGACAGGUGAUAAAUGCUAUAGCUUCUGCCUUCUUUAACCUGCCAAAUUUUGUUUAAGGACUUGUCCUGCUUCCAUUUCUGUCCAUAUGACUUGAAAUCUUUAACAGAUUAUCCAUAUCUUAAAUUUUGCCUUCUUUAACCUUUAUCCUUCUUAAUUUUAGAUAGAUCAACUUGUCAAAGUUAUAAUUUUUGGAAUUGUCUAUUUUCAGUUUUAGGGAUAUCAUGAUAAAAAUUCAAACUCAGUCAGCCACUAUUAUAGAGCCUGGUCAGACUGCACAGAUGUGAAAGCUGA
Molecule: messenger RNA, 2844 nt
Organism: Ruditapes philippinarum (Manila clam)
Lineage: Eukaryota; Metazoa; Mollusca; Bivalvia; Venerida; Veneridae
Product: lipoxygenase homology domain-containing protein 1-like
Exons: 12
Coding region: 9-2465 (818 amino acids)
Molecular function (GO): protein binding
Source: RefSeq, a predicted model, not a curated record